GUAGAGGAAGCUUCAGGGAAAGCGGGCUCUCACCCGAACAGAGGUCGUGCGUCAGUUCUGCUCCGAGCGUGCCAAACAGGAUUCCGGGUCGCGAUUCGCUAGUCGCUUCUACAGCGGGUUCACUGGUUCUGUUCAUGGACAAGGGAGUCAACACUCUAAGACAGUGACAGACACAGCGAGUCCUCGUUCCUGAAUUUUGAUUUCAGACGAGAUGAUGAUACGGCGUCGCGCGUCCUAGGAAUAGGAUGGGCCAAGCAGAGGCAAGAACCAGCCAGCCAGCCAGCCAUGCUGCAGCUCCAUGCGAGGGCAGCUCAAAUGCUGCUGCUUCUCUACGCCAUGGCGGGUAGGCGUGCAGUUGCCACGGCAGCCGCGCCGCCGUCGACUGGCCAAGAAAGCGACGAGCGCGCGCUCCUAGAUUUCAAGGCAAAGGCGGCGUCCGGAGCCUCGCUCGCCUCCUGGUCUCGGAACGGCAGCGGCAGCUACUGCAGCUGGGAGGGCGUGAGGUGCGGCGGCCAGAGACACCCACGGAGGGUGGUCGCUCUCGACCUGCAAUCCCAGGGGCUCGCCGGCACCAUCUCCCCCGCCAUCGGCAACCUCACCUUCCUCCGGUCCCUCAACCUGAGCCUCAACGCCCUCCGCGGCGACAUCCCGCCGACCAUCGGCUCCCUCCGCCGCCUCUGGUAUCUUGAUCUGGCGGACAACUCGCUCGCCGGCGAGAUCCCGGGCAACAUCAGCCGCUGCGUCCGUCUCGAGGUCAUGGACGUCAGUGGCAACAGGGGGCUGCGAGGAAGAAUACCUGCCGAGAUCGGCGACAUGCUGACGGUGCUCAGAGUUCUCCGUCUUGCCAACAACAGCAUCACCGGAACCAUCCCUGCGUCGCUCGGGAACCUCUCCCGGCUGGAGGACCUGUCCCUGGCGAUCAACCACAUAGAGGGGCCGAUCCCCGCGGGCAUCGGGGGAAACCCACACCUCAGGAGCCUUCAGCUCUCCAUGAACAACCUCUCGGGAACGUUUCCUCCUUCCCUGUACAACCUGUCAUCGCUCAAGCUACUUUCCAUGGCGGAGAACGAGCUGCACGGUCGUCUCCCUCAAGAUUUCGGAACAACCCUUGGCAGCAGCAUGCGGUUCUUUGCGCUUGGAGGUAACCGGUUCACGGGAGCCAUCCCCACAUCUCUCACUAAUCUCUCCAAUCUCCAAGUUUUUGACGUGUCCGUCAAUGAGUUCAGUGGAGUCGUCCCUUCUGCGCUAGGCAGACUGCAGCAACUUGAAUGGUUCAACCUGGACAACAACAUGUUCCAGGCAUACAGUGAGCAAGAUUGGGCAUUCGUUACUUCGCUCACAAAUUGUAGCGCGCUGCAAGUACUAGAAUUGGGAUGGAAUAGUAGGUUUGCAGGGGAACUACCAAAUUCAUUGGCUAAUUUGUCCACGACUCUCCAGGAGCUACUGAUUUUCUCCAACAGUAUAUCUGGUGCCAUCCCAACUGACAUUGGAAAUCUGGUAGGCCUUCAGCAGCUUAUGCUUGGAGAGAACUUGCUCACUGGGGCCAUUCCAGUAAGCAUAGGCAAGCUCACACAGCUGAACAAGCUGUUUCUGAGUUACAACAACUUGUCAGGAAGCAUCCCGUCAUCCAUCGGAAACCUCACUGGUCUAGUUAACCUCAUUGUCAAAGCCAACAGCCUGGAGGGAUCGAUUCCAGCAAGCAUGGGGAAUCUGAAGAAACUGUCGGUACUAGAUUUGUCUAGCAACAACCUUAGUGGGGUGAUCCCAAGAGAGGUUAUGAACCUACCAUCACUGUCACUGUAUUUGGAUUUGUCUGAUAACUUGCUGGAGGGACCUCUUCCGUCAGAGGUUGGUAACUUUGUGAAUCUUGGAGUGCUCUCUCUAUCGAGAAACCGACUGUCUGGUAUGAUACCUGAUGCCAUCAGCAACUGCGUAGUACUAGAAAUCCUCCUAAUGGAUGGCAAUUUAUUACAAGGAAACAUCCCUCCUGUUUUCGGUGACAUGAAAGGGCUUACUUUACUGAACUUGACAAGCAAUAAGCUGAAUGGAAGCAUUCCUGGGGACCUAGGGGAUAUUACCAAUUUGCAGCAGCUAUACCUUGCCCACAAUAACCUAUCAGGACAAAUUCCACAGCUCCUAGGUAAUCAAACAUCACUGGUCCGUCUCGACCUGUCCUUCAACAAUUUACAAGGUGAAGUACCACAGGACGGAGUUUUCCAGAAUCUAACUGGACUAUCAAUAGUUGGAAACGAUAAGUUAUGCGGUGGAAUGCCACAGCUUCAUCUGCCAAAGUGCCCAGACUCUGCUGCAAGGAACAAUAAGAAAACCACGUCAACGUUGCUUAGAAUAGCAUUGCCGACAGUAGGAGCUAUCCUGGUUUUACUUUCAGUGCUUUCAUUAGCCGCGUUCCUUUACAGAAGGUCUAUGGCAAUGGCAGCAACCCAGCAGCUGGAAGAAAACCUACCACCUCGUUUCACUGAUAUAGAGCUUCCAAUGGUUUCAUAUGAUGAGAUACUCAAAGGAACCGAUGGGUUCUCAGAAUCCAAUCUCCUAGGACAAGGAAGAUAUGGGUCCGUAUACAGUGGCACCUUAAAAAAUGGACGUGUUUCUGUAGCUAUCAAAGUAUUUAAUCUUCAGCAAUCAGGAUCAUACAAAAGUUUCCAGACUGAGUGUGAGGCACUGCGAAGAGUUAGGCACCGAUGCCUUGUAAAGAUCAUCACAUGCUGUUCGAGCAUCGACCACCAAGGUAAAGACUUCAGGGCUCUAGUAUUCGAGCUUAUGCCAAAUGGAAACUUAGAUAGCUGGAUCCAUUCAGAUUCAGAUUUGGAAAGCCAGAGAAAAAAUGCAGCAACACUGACAUUAGAGCAGAGGUUAGAUAUCGCCGUUGACAUCACAGAUGCAUUGGACUACCUCCAUAAUGGCUGCCAUCCAAUGAUCAUCCACUGCGAUCUCAAGCCCAGCAACAUUCUUCUUACCCAGGACAUGAGGGCUUGUGUUGGAGAUUUUGGCAUCGCUAGAAUUCUAAAUGAAGCUGCAAAAGAAACUUGUGUGAAUUCCAAUAGUACCAUCGGCGUAAGAGGCUCUAUCGGAUACGUUGCUCCAGAAUAUGGAGAAGGGCUUGGAGUAUCAACUCACGGUGAUGUUUACAGCCUUGGCAUCGUUUUGAUCGAGAUGUUUACACGAAGGCGCCCAACAGACGACAUGUUCAGGGACGGGUUAAACCUGCAUUACUUUGUUGAGGCAGCUGCACUUCCUGGUCAGGUGAUGGAGAUAGCAGAUUCCAGAAUCUGGUUGUAUGACCAAGCAAAAAAUAGCAAUGGCACGAGAGAUAUUUCCAGAACCAGGGAAUGCUUGGCUGCUAUUAUCCAGCUUGGUGUGCUGUGCUCAAAGCAAUCACCCAAAGAUCGUCUGUCAAUAAGCGAUGCCGCUGUAGAGGUGCAUAAUAUCAGAGAUACAUAUCUCAGUAACAUGGGGAUGAAACAUCAUAAGUACGUGAAAGAAAUAAGUGUCUAAGUUGUACUGUAUAAUCACAAAAAAAGUAAAUUGCACAGAAGAGAUCUGGCUUGAGCUUUUACAUAUUCUUUUUUUUACGAUUAUUACGAAAUAAAUAGCAGAAAGUCUACCUU
Sorghum bicolor (sorghum) is the source of this 3626-nucleotide messenger RNA. RefSeq names its product receptor kinase-like protein Xa21. The record is from RefSeq and is a predicted model, not a curated record. Gene Ontology annotation, biological process: protein phosphorylation. NCBI's taxonomy places the organism in Eukaryota, Viridiplantae, Streptophyta, Magnoliopsida, Poales, Poaceae. Gene Ontology annotation, molecular function: protein kinase activity; ATP binding; protein binding. The coding region runs from base 286 to 3513 and encodes 1075 amino acids. The transcript is spliced from 2 exons.